Messenger RNA from Betta splendens (Siamese fighting fish), 1843 nucleotides. RefSeq lists its product as uncharacterized. The coding region runs from base 430 to 1413 and encodes 327 amino acids. The record is from RefSeq and is a predicted model, not a curated record. Lineage: Eukaryota; Metazoa; Chordata; Actinopteri; Anabantiformes; Osphronemidae. The transcript has 5 exons.
UAAACUUGACCUGACUCCCAAAGACACACAAAUUGUAAUUAAAAUAUGUCUAUAUAUGUCACAUAACAUUAAUCUGUUGUUCCCAUGUAUUUUAAGAUACAUUAUAUUUCAGGAAUAACAUUAAGUUAAUCAAUAUAUAAAAAUAUUAAAUUGUGUUUUUCUUUAUUAUGAGUGUGAGUGGAGGAAAUCUUGAUGUCCAAACAUCUGUGUUGGAAGAUUUGGUCCAGACAUUUGUCAUCAAGGAGUGUCUGUGUGACGGAUCUUACAUUUGUUUAAGCAGGGUGACUCAGAGCUUAAAGUGGCAAAUCUGGAUGUUGACUGGGGACAAACAUUUUCAUAAAGUCACUCUUUAUAACAGCUUUUUCAGAGAACAGUAGAUCAGCCUAAAGACGAUACGUAUAGUUUAAUGUCAGCAUCUGCCAGAGCAGCAUGAAGACCAGCGGGCUGUUAUUUGGUGUCCUGUGUCUCUCAGGGUGUCUCAUCUUCUCUACAUGCUUCAUCCAUAAGUAUCACUUCAUCAACAUCAACUCAACUUGGAAUCAAGCUCAGACCUACUGCAGAACCAAUUACAUAGACCUGGCCACGAUUAACAACAUUGCAGAAGUAAAUCAGUUUAUCAGCACAGUUUCGUCUGCUGGUUACAAUUCUAAGGCUUGGAUUGGAAUUUAUGUCACGCUUUAUGGUAAUUGGACAUAUGCAUACUCAGCUCAAUAUUUAUACUGGAGGACGCCACAAGGAAGCGAGACAUUCAUACAGGGGACCUGGUGUGGGUACAUCAGUUCGAAUACAUUCUGGUAUGCAAACUGCACAGCAGAGCAUCCAUUUAUCUGUGAUGAUGGGAACCAGAAAACCUUUGUUAAUGUACCAAUGGAUUAUUUGAACGCUUGGAGCUACUGUAAAGGAAACCUUACGGACCUAACGUCACCAUUUGCCUCAUCAUUUAGCAUAUGGUUCACCGAUGUAAUGGCUUUGGUCCCAAGUGGACAACAAGUGUGGUUCGGGUGGAUUGGCUAUGUUAAUUUCUUCUGGUCCGAUUUAAGCCCCGUCUCGUUCAAUUACUGGAACGAGUUGCCACAAUUAUUUGAUAACUUGGGUGUGCUGCGAGGUGCUGCAGAUUUGCAGAGGUCUGGAAUAUGGAGCUUUCUGUCUACUGAGUUGCUACCAUUCGUCUGCUACACGGAGCAAGUUCCAGAGGACACUAUAAAAGUGCUUAAGCUGAGGGUGAGCUCCUCUACAGAUGUCAAUGACUUUGCUCUGGAAGCAAACAUUCUGUCACAGCUCCAGAUGAAAUUUAUGGAGCAAGGACUGAGUGGAGCUUCCCUGAAGUGGAGAAAACAGCCUGGUGGGAAAAUCUUCCUAAAGAAGGGAAACAGUGACAUCUCAUACAAACAUGAAUGUCAAGUUAACUGUUAACAUAUCAUAGACCUAUUUGUAGAUAUCAUGUAUGUUAGUGAAAGUUUUCCUCAGACAGAACUGAAAAGUACGACUUUUUUGUUAAUUAUAAACAUCGCACUAGUAACACUUACACUAAUGUAAUACCUUAAAUCACAGCACAGCGUCCCCUACAUUAUGGCACUAUAUGAAGUUGAAUAGACUUUGUGAUUGCAGAGAUAAAUUCAUUUGACUGUAGCUAUGCCAUUUUCCAGAAAACCCUCAGAAAAAAGGCAUGGGGCUGAAAAGGCUAGCAGAGCUAUUGUUUCACUUGUUUUUCUUUGAUUAUUCAUUAUUCAUCAUCUAUGUAUUUAGUUGUAUGAAAAACUCUUGUAACUAUGGUAAUGCACUAUGCAGAAGGCAUGUUGUAUUUGGUCGUAUUCCAUUUUUAACUAUCCAUAAGCAGCUGAAU